AUGAAUGCUGCGGCUACUGUGCCAAUGAUACAACCUAUCACACAAAAUAAUGGUAUACAAAUGAAUCAAAUGAAUGAAUUUAAAUUUUUUCAUUAUGCACCAAAUGAUGGUAAAUUUUAUCAUAUAACUUGUCAAAUUAUUUUACAAGGCUCUGUUUUCUUGGAUGAUCGCAAUUAUGAUCAUGGAUUCUUUUAUAAUAUUAAUCCUACAGGAAAUUAUUAUGUCACAUGUAAAAUACUUCCAUAUUCUUUGAUAGUAAAUAUAUUGAACAAAAAUAUAUAUGGAAUAGAUAUUGGCAUAAAUGAUUUGGAACGAAAAGAAUUAUUAUCCUUGAAUCAAAAAUUGAAUUUGGAACAAGACUUGAAACAAAUUCUUCAUUUUCAUCUUGUACAAAAUCAUAUUCUUGAUAGUGAGAUUACCGAUCGUAACUUAAAUUCUUCUUACGGACAUAAUACACAGACAAUUUCGAUAACUGAUAGUCAAGAUAAUUUUGAUAAUAACUUUUCUCAACAAACUGGAGUCGAAUAUUAUAAUAAUAAUGUCACUAAUCCACGACAACAAGUUGAUUUCAAUAAUAUACCACAACAUAUUCCCAAAGAACUAGUUUAUAAUGGAAAUAUAAAUUCAUUUAAUGGAAAUAUUGGAAAUAAUGUAAUGAUAACACAAGCGACUACCGAUAGUCAAAACAAUGAUUUUCCCUUUUCAACAUCCGUGACGCCACAAAAUAUAAUUUCUUAUCACGUAACCAAUUCACAACAAAUAAUUGAUUUCGAUAAUAUUCCACGGCAAAUUACUGAUAGAGAUACAAAUUUAUUUCACGGAAAUAUCAUGAAUAAUACACUCUCUACACAACCUGUUUCGACAAUAGAUAUUGAUCAAAACUACGAUAAUGGUCACCAGAAUGUAAAUGGAACUAGAGUUUUUGCUUACACACAACAACAAGUUGAUUAUAGAGACACAGAUAAUGGAAACAUUGGGAAUAAUGUAACGACAAUACAAUCUAAUGGCUUGACAUGCGAUCACCAAGAUUUAAAUGAUAUUCACCAGGCUACUCAACCACAUGUUAAUCUCAAUGAUAAUUAUAGGGACACUGAUUCGCAUAACGGAAAUAUUGAGAAUAAUGUAAUGACAAUAUGCGGUCACCAAGAUAUAAAUGAUUUUCGAUUACAGCAACAAGUUGAUUCCAAUCAUAUUCAACAUCAACAAUGA
Molecule: messenger RNA, 1209 nt
Organism: Rhizophagus irregularis DAOM 181602=DAOM 197198
Lineage: Eukaryota; Fungi; Glomeromycota; Glomeromycetes; Glomerales; Glomeraceae
Source: RefSeq, a predicted model, not a curated record